AUGUUCCCCACAGUGGAUGUGCGAGCGCUGGCAGAGGCGGUGAGGGGGGACAUCACACCUGCUCCUUUCCCCUCCUUCCCCCCAUGCAAAUGCACACCGUGUAUCUCCCUGACUCCUCUGCAGUCCCACUCACUCGCCUCACGAGAAUCAGCGGCACGCAAGGCCCUGCCCAUGCAUCUGACGGUGGAGCUGAGGGAGCAGCUGGCGGAGGCGACUCAUCUGCAGUCCCACUUACCUGCCUCACGAGAAGCCUCUGUGCGCAAGGCUCUGCCCAUGUAUCCAACAGUGGAGCUGAGGGAGCUGGCGGAGGCGGUGGGGCGGGACAUCAUGCGCGGCAAUCCCGAGGUGACGUGGAGCAGUGUCAAGGGGCUGGGCGGCGCCAAACAGCUGCUCAAGGAGGCCGUCGUCAUGCCCAUCAAGUACCCGCAGUACUUCACGGGUCUGCUCGCCCCAUGGAAGGGCAUUCUGCUCUUUGGCCCUCCUGGAACAGGCAAGACAAUGCUGGCCAAGGCGGUGGCAACAGAGUGUCGCACCACCUUCUUCAACGUCUCUGCCUCCACGCUUGUCAGCAAGUGGCGAGGUGAUUCCGAGAAGCUGGUGCGGAUGCUGUUUGACGUGGCACGCGCCCUGGCCCCCUCCACCAUCUUCCUGGACGAGGUGGACGCUCUCAUCAGCCACCGGGGAGGUGGGACAGGCGAGCACGAGGCCAGCAGGCGGCUCAAGACAGAGCUGCUUGUGCAGAUGGACGGGUUGAGCAGCUCGUCCGACCUGGUGUUUGUGCUGGCCGCCACCAACCUGCCGUGGGAGCUCGACACUGCCAUGCUGCGCCGCCUCGAGAAGCGCGUGAGUCUAUGCCCUGCUGCUGCAGCCACUCUUAGAGUGGACUCUAAAGUCCUCGUACUCCAGAGUGGAUCUAGUCCCCCCUUUCCCCACCAGAUCCUAGUACCUCUACCAGACUCUGACGCCCGCAGAGCCAUUCUCUCCUCGCUGCUGCCACGGCCGCACAAGGCUGCACGGACAGGCACUGGCCUGCACAUACAGGCGCCCACCACGCACAUACAGGCGCCCACCACGCACAUACAGGCGCCCACCACGCACACAGAUGCUCACAGCGCGGGGAACGAUGGCGGUGCAGAGGUGUGUAAGGAUGGUUCCGCGGAAAACGAGGGUGGAGGAGCAACUGCCGGUCGUGAAUGUGUGGGGGUGAAGUGGAGAGGGGCUAAUGGGGUGGUGGCGGUGCAAGCUAAUGGCUGCUCUGAUAUGCCUCAGAAUGCGAUGGGGGCACGGGGGAUUGAUUGCAGCUGGUGCGUGGUUGCUCAGUGCAAGGAAAUUGAGGAGCAUGGGAUAGGGGACGGCGAUGGGGGGUGUGGCGGAGAGAGGAGGAGAGAGGAUCAGGGCGUGAGGGAGGAUGAGAACCAGAGGGAGGAAGCGGGGAGCAAGGAGGAAGGAGAGGGGGCAAGGGAAAAGGCGAGAAAGGAGGAAGGGAGGAGACGGGAGAAGCAAUGGGAGGAGGAGGUCGACUUAGAGGGUGUGGUGGCGGCAACGGAAGGGUAUUCAGGUGCUGACAUGCGGCUGCUGUGCAAGGAGGCAAGCGAGGAGGCAAGCGAGGAGGAGUGGGAGAAUGAGAUUGGAUUGGAAGGUGUGGUGGCGGCAACGGAGGGGUAUUCAGGUGCUGACAUGCGGCUGCUGUGCAAGGAAGCUGCCAUGCGGCCCCUGCGCCGCCUCAUGGUCCUUAUUGAUGGGGCGGAGAGGGUAGUAAAAGGGGAGAGUGGAGAGAGGGGGGAGAGGGGGGAGGAGGGGAAGAUGGGGACUCGAGAGGAAGGGGAGAUGGUGGAUAGAGGGGCGACUGGGGAGCGGGGGGAGAGAGGGGAGAAAUGGGAGAAGGAGGGUAGGGAGGAAGUGAUGGAGGAGGUGAAGGGGGCAGAGGGUAAGGGUAAGCAAGCGGAGAGGGCUGAGCCGGAGCAUGUGCUUGUGCCUGUGCUUGGGCCGAUCACGCGGGACGACAUGCAGAUGGCGCUGCAUGUGACCAAGGCGCUGGGCAGGGUGCAUGCUGACAGGUACCUUGCUUUCGACCGGGAGUUCGGCAGCAGAUACACCAUGGCUUCGCCUACUUGUCCCUCCCCUGCUUGCCACAUUCCCCGCGCCACCAACCUCUCUCUCUCAUCGUGCUCAUCCUUCCGCGCGUCCACAUUGGUGCCUGUUCCGCAAUCCGCGACACCGCGAAUCCAACGACCGUCGCUGGCCGUUCGAUGCGCAUCUGACGGUGAGGAUGGGGACGGAGGGGGCGGGAGCAAGUCGCGGCUGGGAAGCAUCAUCCGCCGGAAACACGCUACGGUGCAGGCGCGGCUGCAGCAGAUGGGGCAGGACGAGGUGAACCGCCGUCUGGAGGGCGCAGUGCGUCUGCACCCGCCCGCGCAGCUCACAGACCUGCUGCUGCGCGGGGCCCCGGGCGCGGAGGGCGGGGGCGGCCUGGAGGGGCCAGGGGGGGCGGAUUGGGGGCGCACGACGCUGGUGGUGGAGGUGGCGCGCGCGCGCCCGUCCGAGUCCCCUGAGAGCCUUGCCAGGCGCUGCCAACAAUACGUUGCUCUUGGAGCGGACACGGUGAUGGUGUGCUGUGAUGAGGAGAUUUCCCCUGAUGGCCUUGCUGACGUCAGAGCUGUAUCCAGAGCCCUCCCUGGAGUGCCAGUCAUUGUAAAGGUCUGGAUGCUACAUCCCAUUCAGGUGGCAGAAGCAGCGGAGGCAGGGGCAGCAGCUUUUCAUAUAGUGCACGGGGUUCUCAAUAAAGCCACGGCUCCAAUGCUCGCCUUUGCCUUUGGACUGGGAGUUGACGUGGCAGUAGAGGUGGUGAAUCUGGAGGAGCUGAAGCGACUGGAGCCGCUCGCCAUUCCCCUCUAUGGCCUCAACCUCUCUGUUGGGCUCGCUGUGUCAGCACCCGGGUUCAGGCAGAGCGUAGCCAGGUCGUUGCUCUCCUCCAUGCCCUUUGGUGCUGCUGCUCUCGUUGGCGCCUCAUCUGUGGAGGAUGUGCGGAUGAUGAAGGCAGCAGGUGCGACAGCAAUUGUGCUCAAAAGGGAGGUGUUUAAAGGGAUGGAGGGCGGUGGCACGGGGUUGGGAGAGAAGGAGGAGGAGAAGGCCUUGCAAGUCCUGUUUGAGACGCUCAACUACAUCUUGACUGGCGAUGACUAA
This is a messenger RNA of Closterium sp. NIES-65, 3183 nucleotides long. NCBI's taxonomy places the organism in Eukaryota, Viridiplantae, Streptophyta, Zygnematophyceae, Desmidiales, Closteriaceae. The record is from the annotation of a GenBank genome assembly.